UCGCUUCUUCGACCGCCUUUCUCUUUACCAGCCCGAGCUAUCCGCUCAGUUUUCACCGUAGCCUCAUCCAGGAACCAUUCUCGACAGAAUGUCUCGAAGAUCUGGUAAAACGUUCACGUGAAUUCUCUUCCCUCUUACAUCUUUCUCUCGCUCUCUGUCUGUCAAAUCAUUUCGGAAAGUCCGCGGCGCAUAGGAAUGUGAACGAACGGAUGAGCGAGUCCCAAAACCGACUGUCAUCGAUGCUUUUUGGGCCAAGUGCGAUAAACAAGAUGACAGUCUUCCCAUUAUUGUGGGCCCUGCUCCUGCCGGCGGUGAUCAUCGCCGGCUACGUGCCCCCGGGGCCGAGGUUCAGGUGUCCCCGGGAGCCUAAGUUCAUCUACCCUUGCGUCUGUGUACGAGGAAGUGACAGGGGAUUGUACAUUCGCUGCGAGAACACGAACCUCGCCAGCCUCAGUCUGGCGUUUUCGAAUUUGGGAAACGAAGGCGUGCCCAUUGAGGAACUCGUUUUGUACAAAUGCAACGUAGUCCGUUUUUAUGGGCCGGCGCUCUACCCGCUGGACGUGCGAGUGCUCAAGUUCGUCGACACCCCGUUGAGAUUGAUCGAGGAGCACAGUUUUCUCGGCGUGAACAGAACUCUGCAGGAGCUUUACGUGACGAACAGCGUCCUGGAGAAGUUCCCUCGCGAGGCUCUACAGAUUCUGGGAAAUCUGAGCAUCCUCAGCAUCGCGGGGCAUCGGAUCUCGGUCUUACCAGCGAACAGUUUCGCCGAGAGUGCCGCGGCUGCGAAAAUCGAGCGGCUGGAGAUUAGUAACGGCACGUUGGCUUCGCUGCCGGUCGAAGCCCUGACGCCUUUGAAAAAGCUGAAGAGAUUGGAUCUCCACGACAACGAGAUCAAAGAGUUGAAGAGGAACCAAUUCAAAGGUUUACGAGACACUGAAUAUCUGGAUCUGUCUCAUAAUUUGAUACGCAAUCUCGACGGCUCGCAUCUGGCCGAUCUGACCAAGAUGGGCUGGUGCAAUUUGUCUCACAACGCCAUCGCGGAUUUGAAGAGAGGAACCUUCGCGAGAAAUUCGCUGCUGAAAGUGUUGAACCUGAACCACAAUAAGAUCAGGAAACUCGAUUCGAACACGUUCCGCGGUAUGCGUUUCUUGGUGAGGUUGUUCUUGAGCGAUAACCAGAUCGACGACGUUGGCAGAGGAACCUUCGGUCCUGUCACCAGGAUAGGAACCAUAGAUUUAGCUAGGAACUUUAUCAGGAAGAUCGAUUUCCAGAUGUUCAAUCAGCUGCAGUUCGCAGAGCUCCUGGAUGUCUCCGAGAAUUUCGUAUCGGUCGUGGAGAAGCUGUCGUUCAAGGAUCUAUACUUGGCAAAGGUGAAUUUGUCUCAUAACGAGAUCUCGAAAAUCGAACCAGGUGCGUUCGAGAAUUGCGUGAAUCUGACCGUCUUGGAUUUGAGUCACAACAAGCUGGAGAACAUUUCUAAAUACUCGUUCGAUGCCAACACGUAUGCCACCGAACUGCAACUGAGUUACAAUCAGUUCACUGCCCUCACUCAGGUACCGUUGCACAAUAUGACUGGUCUCAAAGUCCUCAACGUCUCUCACAAUCUACUGCACUCCGUCCCCCGUCAAACGUUUCCAAAGUUAUACGAAUUGCACACGAUCGAUCUAUCGCAUAACAAUCUGUCCGAGAUCCACAACGCGAUCUUCCAAACGCUGUUCAGUCUACGUUUCUUAAAUCUGUCGCACAACUCUCUGGAGAAAAUAAAACCGUCUACCUUCGGUCCGCUGCCCACGUUGCUAGAGUUGGACCUGAGUCAUAAUCAGUUGAACGACGUUGCGCGCAGCAGUUUAACCAGGCUAGCGAGUUGCAGGAGUUUGACGGUGAGGAACAAUCGACUGACAAAGAUCUUCCAGCUACCGAUUUCCCUUGGUAAUCUCGACUUUUCCGAAAACUGGCUAGAGGAGAUACCGACGAUGGACGUUUGGCCAUCGAUGAACGCUCUCCUCUCGCUAGAUUUUUCGGGCAACAGGCUGGCCGACAACCUCAAAUAUGGGAGCUUCGAAAACCUGUUGACCUUGAGGACUCUGAACCUCCGCUCGAACAAUAUCACGAGACCGCCUUGGGAGGCGCUCAGCACUUUGACCAGUUUGCAGUAUCUUCUCCUACAGGAUAAUCAGUUGACCGAAUUAGGAAAGUCGGCGUUCGGACGUCUUCCCAUAGUGUUCGAGUUGAAUCUAGCAAACAAUCAGAUACGAAACGUGAGCACUCGUGCCUUCGAAGGAUUGUUACAACUAUUGACGUUGAAUUUGACGAACAAUAAAUUGACGCAUAUUCCGAACGGAGCGUUCCAGGGUCUCGUGUCUUUAAGAACCUUAGACCUGUCCCGAAAUGAAUUGGAAAGGCUGGACAACAAGACUCACGGUCUGCUGGACGAUUGUCUAUCCCUGGAGAGAAUAAAUCUCAGUCACAACAAAAUUUCAUUCGUCACACAGAGAACGUUUCCAAACGAUCCAUGGAUCCCUUAUAGAUUGAAAGAGAUCGACCUCUCGUAUAAUACCAUGCCCGUUUUGACGCACGAGUUGACUGCAGGAGCGAAGAAGAUUCAGUACUUGAACAUCAGUCACAAUAAUAUCAACGAGAUUCGAAAAUAUGUGAUCGGCAACUUGACCGCGUUACAAACGCUGGAUCUUUCGUACAACGAGAUCGACGAUCUCUCCGAGCCAAAUGUCUUCGACCCGCCUGCCAAUUUGACUAAUUUAUAUCUGAGUCACAAUCGGCUGACGCACGUGCCUUUGAAGAAGAUCCUGCCACUGCGAAAUUUGAAGAUUCUCGACGUAGAGUCGAACACGGUUGGUGUGUUCGCCGAUGCGUUCAUGAAGAUAAUAGAGAACGGCACCGAGCUUCGGUAUCAAGGAAACCCACUGCACUGUGAUUGCUACGUGCGACCCUUGAAAAGAUGGUUGAGUACUUUUACCGAGAUACCAAAGGAAUGGACGAACGUUAGCUGCGAAAGUCCUCGUUUUGUUUCUGCUAAACGUUUGUCGGAAGUCACGGAGGAUCUGAUGGGCUGCGGGGAGAGGGAAGAGAGCGAACAUCCAGAAUUCGGCAUCACGCCCGAUGUAAAAUAUCGAAACGUUGACUAUAACGAGGAAGAUAAAAGCUGGAAGGCGACGUGGUACGUGACGUCUCGAGAGGACAUUGGCGAUUUUUACGUGGUGGUCCGCGAGUCUGGCAGCAGCAAGACGACGUUAGAGAAAGAUCUGGUUUACAGCGAGAGGUCCUUCAGGAUUCCGGAACUACAGGAUUCUGGGACGAAAUACGAGCUCUGCGUGCUCGCCAGGGAUUCAGAGGGGAACGUGAAACACUUCCGAAGCUCGCAGUGCAAAAUUUUGGCGCAGCACGCGUUGGAUUCGUCGUCGAAGUUGAACACGGUGGACGCGUUCCUGAUCGUAAUCGCCGUGUCCCUCGGUGUUCUAGCGUGACUGAAGAGGAUCGAGCGAUUCUAAUCGCUACAAUGACUGUACAUAGAUCGUCUCUAAACAUCGUCCGUGGGCACGUGAACAAGAUCAAAUUCGUCGGAUAAACGUAAAAUUAAUUUAUUCCAAUAAGAUAUGACCAUAUGUUCCAUCACUACGUUGAACGUCGUGUAUUUAUUUUUGUUAAAUAUAUUACCAAACCCGUUGCCCUACGAGUGAACAGUUUCUCCCCGAGAGGCAUCACGGGAGACGGUCGAUCGACAGGAUCGAAGCGUCGAAACGAUUCGCGAUUAGGCGUGGGGACGAUUACCGGACAA
Molecule: messenger RNA, 3793 nt
Organism: Ceratina calcarata
Lineage: Eukaryota; Metazoa; Arthropoda; Insecta; Hymenoptera; Apidae
Gene: conv
Product: insulin like growth factor binding protein acid labile subunit convoluted
Exons: 12
Coding region: 210-3482 (1090 amino acids)
Cellular component (GO): plasma membrane
Molecular function (GO): protein binding
Source: RefSeq, a predicted model, not a curated record